Messenger RNA from Talaromyces marneffei, 2031 nucleotides. RefSeq lists its product as uncharacterized. Gene Ontology annotation, molecular function: DNA binding; zinc ion binding. Lineage: Eukaryota; Fungi; Ascomycota; Eurotiomycetes; Eurotiales; Trichocomaceae. Bases 1 to 2031 code for a protein of 676 amino acids. Gene Ontology annotation, biological process: DNA-templated transcription. The record is from RefSeq and is a predicted model, not a curated record. The transcript has 3 exons.
AUGACUGAUACAGAAACAUCAGACCCAUCCAAACUCGCAGACAACUUGACCGCAUGUAUUCGGGAGUUGCAAGAGACACACACUUCGGGCGAAUCGCCAGCACUCGCAACACUUUCAUCACCAGAAGAAAACUUAGUUUCUCAUACUUUGCCAAGUCUUGAAUCCCCAGAAGUCGACGAUGCUGCUACUAUCCUAGAAUUUUUGGCCUGGGGACGGCGAAAACUCUCGACCCACGCUGAUCAUUCCACGGGUCCCAAUUUAGGUAACAGUCCAGCGCAGUUCUCUGGAGAUGUGACAAUCGAUCAAGGUCCAGCAAUAGAUUCAGAGGUUUCACCAUUGAACAUUACAAAUGAAGCUUCGCUAUCACUAAUUCAGCUGUUGCUUCCCAAACAGCAGAGCAUUAUACCGAAUGUCGAGUACCAUUGCGACUCUUUACUCUGGUUUCAUGGUUCAUUUCAUCGUCUGGUAUUUCAAAGUGAGUUUGACUCGUUCAUAUACAAACAUGGAGCAGUCAUUGACCAGCCUGGGAUAAAUCUACAAUGGGUAGGGUUAUUGUUUUCCAUCCUUGCAGGCAGCAUGACCUGCGCUCCUCGGCUCACGGCACAUUCCUGGGGAUUCGAAGACUCAGAACGCGCGGUAAUUGCUCAGAGAUGGUUCAAAGCAGCACUGGUCUGUCUGAACCGUGCUAAUUACACAGCAAAUCACUCCGUCUAUGCAGUUCAGUGUAUCGCGACGAUGACUAUUAGUGCGCACAUGUUGGGUCAUUCUAAUAGCCAUUCAGUCAUGUUGGCAACCGCAAUCCGGAUAUCACAAAGUCUGGGCUUCCACAGAUUGGGUAGUGCAAAGCAAGAUCAUCCAUCCAACGGGAUUACUAGAGAAACGGGAAGGAGAGUCUGGACACAACUUUGUGUUCAAGAUUGGUUCUCCAUCCCGUUCUCGGAAAGCUAUUACAUUCGUCAACUUGAUUUCAACACAGACAAGCCAUGUAAUUGUAUGGAAGAGGAUAUGGUCCCUUUGCCCGACGAUGUCCCUAGAACGAUGAGUUACCACCGUUUCCUUUAUGACAUUGCUCUUCUCAUGCCACAACUGCAUGAUGAUCUGUCCAGAUUAAACACGAUGUACACCAAAUAUGAACAUGUCCUUCGGUACGAUACGCGAAUGCGCACACUAGUCGGCAAAUAUGUCCCUUCGUGUUUGAGGAGUGCGGCUUUGGAAACCUCCUGGCCACGGUAUGUGCCCUGGGCUCGACAUUGCCUCACAAUGACAUCUGCACACAAGAUCAUCAUGAUCCAUCGCAAGUUUCUUUGGCAGAGUUUUACGAACCAGGCAUUUGAAUUCACUCGCAAGACUUGCAUUGCUGCCUCCAAGACAAUUAUUCGCGCCCAAAAGCAGAUUGCGAAAGACAAUGAACCUGACUUGUGGAUUUAUCAUGCCUUUAGUGUGGCCGCCAGUAUCAUACUUAGUCUGGAUCUCCGAUUUCGCCUACCUUCCGACUCAGAAUACGGUGAGCAUCACGCACUGGUCUGCGAUAUGAUCGUGAUACUGUCCGAGAGCGAGACAAGUAUGAUCGCCAAACGAGGUGUAAAGAUCCUGCAACUUCUGCUUCAGCUGGAGCAGGACAAUCGUCGGCAGAGACGACUUGAUUCACAUGGAGGAAUGGAUAAUUACACGAGACAUAAAACAAAUGACAACUACGGAAGAGAGAUUGGAAGCGGAGAUUGCCUCCCUCUAGACAUUCACAGACUCGUUGUUCAAGCAUUCUAUGACCAGGAAUGCUCUCCGCCGAGUGACGCUCGCAGUAGCGACCUUCACGAUCGGCACAGGGAAAGAGAACUAAGAACGUCUAGUAGGAUACAGCCUUCAUCCCCGACCUUUCAAGCUCGUUGGCUUUGGUCAGAUCCCACGGAUGGUGGCAAUGUCGAUAAGGAGGGUGUCUAUGUGGGUAGUGUGUCUGUUCCGCAGUCAGCGUUUGAUAUGAAUGGUUCUUUGGAAGAUAUUUUGUUCCUGGCAGAGAAUGGAGGUCCAUCCUAG